This is a messenger RNA of Medioppia subpectinata, 552 nucleotides long. NCBI's taxonomy places the organism in Eukaryota, Metazoa, Arthropoda, Arachnida, Sarcoptiformes, Oppiidae. The record is from the annotation of a GenBank genome assembly.
ACCACUGCCUGCGGGUCACUGAAGCUGGAGCUGACUCCGGGAGACUUCGCGGUACUCGACCAGUACAUCGACCGCACGUGUCUUCGGUCGCGAACUUACUAUAAGGUGUCGCACAUUCCUCAGGGACGACCAUUUGAUCCCAAACUGCAACAACUGCUCGAACAGAGUUGCGCUCAAUUGGGUUUCAAAUGUCACCCGAAGGUUACGACUGUCACUAUAGAAGGUCCGCGUUUUUCCACUUUAGCCGAGUCUAAACUGCACAAGAGUUGGGGCGCAGACAUAGUCAACAUGACUACUGUUCCCGAAGCACAGUUGGCCGCAGAGUUGGGUCUCAUAUACGGUGCGCUCGCUUUGGUCACUGAUUACGAUUGUUGGCACGACUCCGACGACGAGUCCGUAAACGUUGAACUCGUUAUGAAUCGAUUGAAACAAUUGUCCGAAAAAGCGAAACAGGUAUUGGUUUUGACGGUUAAGAAGAUCUCAGAAACCGAUUGGACAGCACUGGUAGACAAAAAGCAAAGGGACGCCAAAUCGGCCAUCAUGUUUCAAUGA